AUGCCUUCCUAUCUCAUCACAGGAGUCAACCGCGGCAUUGGCUGGGGAUUCCUCAAGAAAUUAUCCGAGGACGCCAAUAAUACCGUGAUUGGCAGCGUUCGCGAUAAGGCUGCUGUCGAGAAAAAGAUUGCCGAGGAGCUCGGAGACCGUCCCAAUAUUCACAUCGUGGAAUUCGAGCUAGUCGACUACGAAAGCAUCAAGAAAUCGGUUCCGGAAGUCUCCAAGAUCACCGGAGGCAAACUUGACUACCUCAUUGCCAACGCAGCAUUUGUCUCGCCUAUCUCGACCUGGCUCCCCAUUGGAAAGCAAGCUGAAAAGCCGGAAGAGCUUGAAGAAGAUCUAUUGAAGAGUUUCAAGAUCAACGUCGUUGGCAAUGUCCACCUAUUUAGCCUCUUCUUGCCGUUAAUACUCAAGGGAGAUGUUAAAAAAGUGUCGUAA
Molecule: messenger RNA, 438 nt
Organism: Colletotrichum lupini
Lineage: Eukaryota; Fungi; Ascomycota; Sordariomycetes; Glomerellales; Glomerellaceae
Product: short-chain dehydrogenase
Exons: 4
Coding region: 1-438 (145 amino acids)
Molecular function (GO): oxidoreductase activity, acting on the CH-OH group of donors, NAD or NADP as acceptor
Source: RefSeq, a predicted model, not a curated record